AUGGUGCCGGGCCGCGACCAGCGGUGCCGGCGACGGGCGGGGCGGGAGGAGGCCCGCGGGCGGCCUCGGCGCUCGCUUCCGGUCUGCCGCCCCGCGCCUGCGCGGCCGCGGCGCCCGGGGCUGCGGCGGGGCGGGGCGCUUUUUGCUGAGGUGGCGGCGCGCUGCGGCCGCCGGGUGGAAGGCGGUGCGGAGGCCGCGGCGGCCGAUUACAAAACUCAAAAGCCGAACGCGCCCUCGCCGGCCGUCCCUCGGCGUUACGCCUGCGACGCUUCAGAUGCGCUGCGGUCCCCGCGCCCGCCGCUCCCGAACCGGCCAACGGGGCGUCCCCCGCAGAAAGCGCCCGCCCCGCCCCGCGCUCCAGCGGGCUGCGCCCCCGCAGGCCGCGCCGCGGCCGAGUUCGCGCUGCCCGCGGCGGCGGCCGGCAGGAAGCGCGGGCCGCCCACAGGAAGCGGGCGCGUUGGCGCUGCCGGCCGGGCUGUCCUCCCGUCCCCGAGUCACCGGAGCGGCCGAGCUGCGGCGCCGGGCCCGGCCGCGCGGGGCUCAGCGGGUAGGCGAGGCUGCAGUCGGCGGUGCUGCGGGAGGCUGCGGGGACGGGCUGUGGUAACGCUCUCGGAGCGAGGGUUGAGGCAUCGCGCGUCUGCUUCCAAGUCGCGUUUGCACCGGUUCUGGUCCGUCCCGCAGGGGCACUGUUUUGUUUUUCAUUCCGCGUUACGAUUUCGUAACUUAAUUGGCAAAGCCCAUCAGAGUGCUUUCCGACUGGGAAGCGCUGCAAAGCCGAUUCGGCAAAUUUUGUAUUUGAGUAGCUAUGUAACACAUUCCUGCUUAUUAUUAACAUGCAAUUGAGUAAAAAGAUAU
This is a messenger RNA of Phasianus colchicus (ring-necked pheasant), 855 nucleotides long. The record is from RefSeq and is a predicted model, not a curated record. Lineage: Eukaryota; Metazoa; Chordata; Aves; Galliformes; Phasianidae.